UUGGCAUUAGCAAUUUCGCCCCUCCAAAUUUAUAACUUUGAAAGGCGAUUUACGUUUCCCCUCUUUCUCUCUUUCUCUGUUGCAGGACCAUUAACCCUAGCGCAUCCAGAGCAAAUUAACAUACGCCAUGAAUUGUUCAAUUUCUGGCGAGGUGCCGGAGGAACCUGUUAUCUCAAAAAGUUCUGGUCUCCUCUUCGAGAAGCGCUUAAUCGAGCGCUAUGUCUCGGACUUUGGUAAAUGUCCCGUUACUGGAGAGCCUAUGACAAUUGAUGAUAUUUUACCUGUCAAUUCUGGGAAGAUAGUGAAGCCCCGACCAAUGCAGACUGCUAGUAUCCCUGGGAUGCUGGGAAUGUUUCAGAUAGAAUGGGAUGGCUUGAUGCUAUCAAAUUUUGCAUUGGAGCAACAAUUACAUACUGCCAGGCAAGAGCUGAGCCAUGCCUUGUAUCAGCAUGAUGCGGCAUGUCGUGUUAUUUCAAGGCUGAAGAAAGAAAGAGACGAGGCUAGAGAGUUAUUGGCACAAGCUGAAAGACAAAUACCCAUGUCAGUGGCUGCACAAGAUGCAGUGAAUGCUGCUGCUUUAAGCAAUGGGAAAAGAGCAAUCGAGGAUGGUGAGAUGGGUCCUGAUGGGAAAAGGGUUCGUCAAGGAAUCUCGAAUAGUAUCAUUUCUGAGCUUACAGAUUGUAAUGCUGCCCUUUCACAACAAAGGAAAAAGCGACAGAUACCAUCAGCAUUGGCUUCUAUUGAUGCUGUGGAGAGGUACACUCAACUCACUGUAAAUCCUCUUCAUAAAACCAACAAACCUGGGAUUUUGUCGAUGGACAUCUUGUACUCCAAGGAUCUCAUUGCCACUGCUGGGGCUGACUCGAAUGCUGUAGUUUUUGAUAGAUCGUCAGGCCAAGUAGUAUCUACUCUCAGUGGCCACUCAAAGAAGGUUACAAGCGUCAAAUUUGCUGCGGAAGGUGAAAUAGUAGUUACUGGCUCUGCUGAUAAGACGGUUCGUGUAUGGAGAGGUUCUGAAGGUGGAGAUUUUGAUUGUAGGCACAUUUUGAAGGAUCAUACUGCUGAGGUGCAAGCUGUUACAGUCCAUGCAACCAAUAACUACUUUGUCACUGCUUCUCUUGAUAGCACUUGGUGCUUCUAUGAACUUUCUUCAGGUUUAUGUCUCACUCAGGUAGAAGAUACAUCAGGAUCUGCUGAGGGAUACACAUCUGCAGCCUUUCAUCCUGACGGUCUCAUCCUUGGAACGGGUACCUCUAGAGGGCUUAGUAAGAUUUGGGAUGUAAAAAGUCAGUCAAAUGUUGCAAGCUUUGAGGGGCAUAUGGGGGCUGUAACAGCCAUUUCAUUUUCAGAGAAUGGCUACUUCCUGGCGACUGCAGCACAUGAUGGAGUUAAGCUUUGGGAUCUGCGUAGGCUCAAGAACUUUAGGACUUUAUCCCCUUAUGAUGAGAAUACGCCUACACAUUCAGUGGAGUUCGACCAUAGUGGAAGUUACCUUGCUCUAGGAGGAUCAGACAUCAGAGUCUAUCAAGUUGCGAACGUCAAAUCUGAAUGGAAUUGCAUAAAAACAUUCCCUGACUUGUCCGGCACAGGCAAAAUAUUAAGUGUCAAGUUUGGCCCCGAUGCAAAAUACGUGGCUGUUGGGUCAAUGGAUAGAAACCUUAGAGUAUUUGGGCUGCCCGAGGAAAAUGAUGAUCAGUCCGAGACAUGAAGAGUUUACUGCAUCCUACAUGGAACGGUACAUGUUCUUAAUCCCACAUAGCUGUGGAUUUUUUGGGCUGGAGAGCCGAGAUAGAACCCGACUUCACUAGGCUUUUGUUUGGAACACAACCAAGAGGGAUAAGAAAUUGUAUCAUCUAUUAAGUUCAUCGAUUGGUUGUUGUGUAAUAAUAGAUUCUCCCAUUUCGAAGAGCUUUCUUUGUUUCUAUUUCAAUUGUUACCUAUUGUUUCA
Molecule: messenger RNA, 1948 nt
Organism: Salvia hispanica
Lineage: Eukaryota; Viridiplantae; Streptophyta; Magnoliopsida; Lamiales; Lamiaceae
Product: pre-mRNA-processing factor 19-like
Biological process (GO): protein ubiquitination; DNA repair; mRNA splicing, via spliceosome
Cellular component (GO): Prp19 complex; cytoplasm; U2-type catalytic step 1 spliceosome
Molecular function (GO): ubiquitin protein ligase activity; protein binding
Source: RefSeq, a predicted model, not a curated record